AUCUCUGAAGACCAUGACCAAGAAAAGAAUCGCUGUGAUUGGGGGAGGAGUAAGUGGGCUGACUUCUAUCAAGUGCUGUCUGGAAGAAGAUUUGGAGCCUGUCUGCUUUGAAAGGACUGAUGACAUUGGAGGACUGUGGAGGUUCCAGGAGAAUCCUGAAGAAGGAAGGGCCAGUAUUUACAAAUCAGUGAUCAUCAAUACUUCUAAGGAGAUGAUGUGCUUCAGUGACUAUCUCAUCCCAGAUCAUUAUCCCAACUUCAUGCACAACUCCCAGAUCCUGGAGUACUUCAGGAUGUACGCCAAAGAAUUUGACCUUCUCAAGUACAUUCGAUUCAAGACCACUGUAUGCAGUGUGAAGAAGCGGCCUGAUUUCUCUACCUCAGGCCAAUGGGAUGUGGUCACUGAGUGUGAAGGGAAAAAGGAGGUGAAUGUCUUCGACGGAGUCAUGGUUUGUACCGGCCAUCACACUGAUGCUCACCUGCCCCUGGAAAGCUUUCCUGGGAUCAAGAAGUUCAAAGGACAGUACUUACAUAGUCGAGACUAUAAGAACCCAUUGAGCUUCACUGGAAAGAGAGUCAUUAUAAUUGGCAUUGGAAACUCUGGAGGGGAUCUGGCUGUAGAGAUCAGUCACACAGCCAAGCAGGUCUUCCUCAGCACCAGGAGAGGGGCUUGGAUCCUGAAUAGAGUAGGGGACCAUGGGUAUCCUAUUGAUACAUUAUUCUCUUCUCGAUUUCAACAUUAUUUGAAGAAUAUACUUAGUGAAUCAUUCAUAAACACAUAUAUGGAAAAAAAGAUGAAUCAAAGGUUUGACCAUGAAAUGUUUGGCCUGAAGCCUCAACACAGAGCUAUGAGUCAGCAUCCCACAGUAAAUGAUGACCUGCCGAAUCGCAUAAUUUCUGGCUUGGUGAAGGUGAAAGGAAAUGUGAAGGAAUUCACAGAGACGGCUGCCAUAUUUGAAGAUGGCUCCAGGGAGGAUGACGUUGAUGCUGUUGUUUUUGCCACAGGCUAUAGCUUUGCCUUUCCUUUUCUUGAUGACUGUGUCAAAGUGGUGAAAAACAAAAUAUCCCUGUAUAAAAAAGUCUUCCCGCCUAACCUAGAAAAGCCAACUCUUGCAAUCAUAGGCUUGAUCCAGCCCUUGGGAGCCAUUAUGCCUAUUUCAGAGAUUCAAGGACGCUGGGCAACUCAAGUGUUUAAAGGGCUAAAGACAUUGCCUUCACAAAGUGAAAUGCUGGCAGAUAUAGCUAAGGUUCAAGAGAAAAUAGAUAAAAGGUAUGUGGAGAGUCAACGCCAUACUAUUCAAGGAGACUAUAUAGAAACAAUGGAAGAGUUUGCUGAUCUGGUGGGAGUCAAGCCCAAUGUGCUGUCCUUGGCCUUCACUGAUCCCAAGUUGGCAUUUCACUUAUUAUUCGGACCCUGUACUCCAGUCCAGUAUCGUCUUCAGGGGCCUGGAAAAUGGGAUGGAGCACGGCAAGCUAUCCUCACUACAGAUGAUCGUAUCAGGAAGCCUCUGAUGACAAGAGUAGUUAAAAAGAAUAAUUCUGUGACCUCAACAAUGACAAUGGUUAAGGUUAUGCUGGCUAUUGCCUUCUUUGGUAUAGUACUGGCCUAUUUUUAGUUGUCCUGUUAUCAUUGCUCCUGUUUUUACUGGGAAGCUGGUUCUUGAUACCUUUAGAACCUGAAGAAAUUGAAGAACUCUCAGAUUCACAUCACCCAGAAACUUACUUUUCUUUUUCUUUCCAUAGCAUUAAUCCUCUUUCCUUUUUCCCCUAUAGUGAAAUCACCCAGUUUUUCAUUCAGAUUAUCUCAACUCCCUUCCUCUCAACACUCUUUCUUCACCUUUCCCUUCUAGUAAUCCCUAGACUGUGAGCUCAGGGACACUUUCAGUCAUCCUAUAUGUCCUUAGCAGA
This is a messenger RNA of Orycteropus afer afer, 1907 nucleotides long. RefSeq names its product flavin containing dimethylaniline monoxygenase 5 (gene FMO5). Gene Ontology annotation, molecular function: flavin adenine dinucleotide binding; N,N-dimethylaniline monooxygenase activity; NADP binding. The record is from RefSeq and is a predicted model, not a curated record. Lineage: Eukaryota; Metazoa; Chordata; Mammalia; Tubulidentata; Orycteropodidae.